Messenger RNA from Desarmillaria tabescens, 929 nucleotides. RefSeq lists its product as uncharacterized. NCBI's taxonomy places the organism in Eukaryota, Fungi, Basidiomycota, Agaricomycetes, Agaricales, Physalacriaceae. The record is from RefSeq and is a predicted model, not a curated record. The coding region runs from base 348 to 839 and encodes 163 amino acids. The transcript has a single exon.
AGGUCGACCUGCCAGUAUAUUUUUCCACUGGGGCCGAGGGAGAUAGUUCCACGGGCGUAACUCCAGGAUAAGCCUCGACACAGUCCGACCACGCAAAGAAGAGGCAAUUUCACGUGUGAUGAACACGUCUGUCCGAAUUGGGAAAUGUCGCGUCGCGUCGCGUCAGCAGUGCGCGUGUAAUACAUUGCAUUAUCACACGAGAUGACGUCGACUGGGGCCGGGAUCGGCGGGGGUAUAAAAGGGCGCGAGGAAUUCACAAUCCCCAUCACAAGUUUUCCGUCUACCACGAGCAUCUCUAGCUUCUCAACCACACACUCGUUAUCAUCACUAUCACCAUCACCAUCACUAUGCUCUUCCGCGCCAACUUCGCUGCCGUCGUCAUGCUCGCCCUCACGCUGUCCGCGUACGCGGCACCAUCCAUCCCCCCCGAAGACGAAAAGGCCGCCGAGGCUGCCCUCGGGGCUGGCCAAAACAUCGCCAGCGGCGCCGAAGGAACCGUCUCUGGUCAACUAGACAAAUCUCAUGCUGGGAGGGAUGUCACCGCCCGUGCUGGCAUUAUUCCCUCCAAGCCUAACACCAAAGUCCCUCCUCCCGCCGGUGGCCUCCCCGACGUCAACGACGCCGAGGCUCAUAUCUCCCAGCGUGUCCAGGUAGCCGAAGACUGUAUCGCUGACUCCAUCCAAUCCUGCAUUGCUAGGACUGACGGAUCCGCCAGAGACUGCCUCGCGGGCUCUUCUAAAGACUGCUUUGCCACGCUCGUCUCUUCUAUCACAGGCCGCGCCAUCCAGCACAUUUAUAAUCGUCUGGAAGCUAUCAACCCCAACCCCACCGCGAAUUAGAAGCGCACCACCAACGAUGACGAUAACGACGCGUCGCAUCCUGACGUCUAUCGUACUGUUGUUCACCGUAUGUAGGGAUUAGGGUGUUCU